Molecule: messenger RNA, 8058 nt
Organism: Hipposideros armiger (great roundleaf bat)
Lineage: Eukaryota; Metazoa; Chordata; Mammalia; Chiroptera; Hipposideridae
Gene: SCML4
Product: Scm polycomb group protein like 4
Exons: 8
Coding region: 309-1553 (414 amino acids)
Biological process (GO): negative regulation of DNA-templated transcription
Cellular component (GO): nucleus
Molecular function (GO): chromatin binding; histone binding
Source: RefSeq, a predicted model, not a curated record
CGUAAUGGAAAUUCAUUGCUGUAGCUAUGGUAAAUCGAGUUUUCUGCCUGUGCUGAAUGCAUUAGUCUAAUGAGAUGUUUGCAGCCGGAGAGCAGGGCUGCUGGAGACUAACUGUGAGCUGCUAACACACGGGUGGAAGAUUAGCUUUUGCAAUACUCGGUUUGCAUGUACCGAAAGUCUUCUGUCUUCUGAGUCAACAUUCCUGGCCUGGUAAAGAACCCGAUCAGGGCUCUGGUGAACAAGCCGUAGCACCUCUUCUGCCUGUGAGCGAUUUGUUACUUCCUUCUGUAAGACUGGCACCAGCAGACAUGCAGUCUCAGAGGAUCCCCGGGAGAAAGCGAGGCCGACCCCCACUUCACUCAACACCUAUGAAGAUGGCAGUUCAUAACCUUUAUUCUGCUUCAGCUGGUUGUUUACCAGCCGUGAAGAUCCCAAAGAAAAGAGGGCGGAAACCCGGGUACAAGCUCAAGUCUCGGGUUCUCAUGACUCCUUUAGCCCUCUCACCUCCGAGGAGUACACCGGAGCCCGACCUCAGUUCCAUCCCUCAGGAUGCAGCCACCAUACCCAGCUUGGCAGCCCCACAGGCUCUCACAGUCUGCCUCUACAUCAACAAGCAAGCAGACGCAGGGCCCUACCUGGAGAGGAGGAAAGUGCAGCAGCUCCCUGAGCACUUCGGGCCUGAAAGGCCGUCGGCGGUCCUGCAGCAGGCCGUGCAGGCGUGCAUUGACUGCGCCUACCAGCAGAAGCUGGUCUUCUCUCUGGUCAAGCAGGGCUAUGGUGGCGAGAUGGUGUCAGUUUCAGCGUCCUUCGAUGGGAAACAGCACCUGCGGAGUCUGCCUGUGGUGAACAGCAUUGGCUAUGUCCUCCGCUUCCUCGCCAAGCUGUGCCGAAGCCUCCUGUGUGAUGACCUCUUCAGCCACCAGCCCUUCCCCAGGGGCUCCUGUGCCUCCGAGGAAGCCCAGAAGAACCAGGAAGGCAGGAUGGAGUCAGCCAAAACAGUCACCUCUGAGGAGUGUCUGGUGAGCCCUGUGGGCAUGAAUCGCUACAGCGUGGACCCCUCCGCCUCCGCCUUUAGCCACAGGGCCUCCUUGCCUACCACCACCUCACUGUACUGCAAGAGGCAGAACUCUGGAGACAGCCACCUUGGGGGAGGCCCAGCCACCAUCGCCAGUGGUCCCCGCACCAGCCCCAUGUCCUCUGGAGGCCCCUCGGCACCUGGGCUGAGGCCCCCAGGCUCCAGCCCCAAGAGAAACGGGACCUCUCUUGAAGGAAACAGAUGUGCCUCAAGCCCUUCUCUAGAUGGGCAGGAUGCCAGGCGGCCAAGGAGCAGGAACCCUUCCACCUGGACCGUAGAGGAUGUGGUCUGGUUUGUGAAAGACGCCGACCCACAGGCUCUGGGGCCUCACGUUGAGCUCUUCAGAAAGCAUGAGAUUGAUGGCAAUGCUCUCUUGUUGCUGAAGAGUGACAUGAUCAUGAAAUACUUGGGCCUGAAGCUGGGACCUGCACUGAAACUCUGCUACCAUAUUGACAAACUGAAGCAGGCCAAGUUCUAAAGGCUUUUAAAAGAUAGAAGCAAAAUCCGGACAGCAGAUCUCAAGAUCAUCUUCUGCCUUAUCAACAUCCAUCCACCAUCACAUAAUAGAUUCUCAUCUUAAAAACAACAGCCACAAAGACUUGGUCUUUUUAUAAAACUCGUGCAUCUUUGCCUUUUAAAAAAAAUUCAACAUGGCCCCUUUGAAUGGCUCCUUUGUGUUCAUGAUUUGCCAAAAAAUAACAACAACAACAAAAAGCCAAUUAUUUUAAACAUUCCUAAUAGAUUGGUUGCCCUUAGAGUGAGUCCUAUUUUUACAAUGAGAGAGUGGGGAACUGAAUGCUAUCGCCCAAGAAGAACCCUGGAAGGUUCCAUGGAUGUAAGAAGAAGGACCUUUGUCUCAGCAGGCCUUGUGGGGAUGCGCACCAUAGCACCACCUGUCUUUGACUCUGACCCGGGGACCUAUCAUUGUGAGCCUUGCUUGAUUCAGCUCUGGAAGCUGUCUUUUGAGGAUGAUUGCCUCACCUUGCACUAUCCGGAAAACUUGAAUUCUUUUGCUCUCUGAAAGAGAAGAAAAACUGUGUUGCUCCACUAGAGGGCAGACUGCUAAUGAAAUUUCAGGAUCCUCACUGCAGUGGCCUGAUAAUUCGGUACUCAGUGCAUGGGUUAGGGUUUCUGUGAACAAGAUCUAGCCUACACAGACAUAAGGAAUUUAUUCCACAGUCAACACCGCAGAUUGCAACUUGGGAAGACCUAAUUACCUCCCAAAGGUAAAUGGGAAGAAACCAUCUUCUAGGAGUUCUAGUUCGUAUCCAAUCAUUAUUACUGACUGAGAUACACAAGCAGCAAAAGCAAGAAUUUGGAAAUACAUUCUUCCCAGAUGGGGCUUUGGAGUUCCUUCACUUCCAGAAUCCUUGCUGAGGUGUCAAUGUGUUGGCAUGCUGAAGAGUUUUUGUGACAUUUAGCCAUGAGUGUUUCUUUGAAAAAAGAAGAAGAAUGUCUCAGCAAAGCUUUGAAAUGGGAGUGUUGAUUUCUAGUUACAUUGCUGGAUUAUGUAGUUGUAUCUGUGGCUAAUUUUUCUAGUCUCAACAAACACACCGACAUGCUAUUAUUGGGUUUAAUUUAAUUUACAAAUAGGUUUUCCUUCCUCACCGUGGAGUAAUAGAAAAAAAAUUGAUUUUCUGCCCCUUUGCACCUGUGUCCAGGGAAGGACGAUGCAUCCACAAUUUACCAGGCAGAAGGGUAACCUCGUCUCCAUUCUCCUUUGAUCCCUCUACUUUCUCUCCUUUUUUCUUCCUCCCUCACUGAACAGAAAACAUAUCUUCAAAAUGAAUUCACCUUUGCCAUGGGCAUAUCCUCUUUCUUCAAAAAAAACAUCCAUAGUGUUAGAGGUGAGGAGAUGAAUACUAGACUUUGGGAUCUCUGGGAGGAUGGGGAUCAAAAAAAGAAUCUCAGGGCCUCCCUUGGCCCAAAUACAAGUUAGAAAAGGCACACCUACCUCCAGGAUGCAGCCUGAGCAGGGGUCUUGGCUGGAGAGUGGAGCAGGGUGGGAUUUCAGCCCCCUCACCUUUCAACCAGGUGCCCUUGUGCAGGACAUGACCUGUACAAACUUGAGGGCAGCCCUGGGUAGAUUUGCAUAUUGAGCCUGUAUAUAGCAGUUAGAACUUAAAUGAAGAUCAUAAGAAAGCUUCCAUGCCAUGCAGUCAGACCCACUCUGAUGAGAGGUAUUUGAGAAAGCACAUCAUAGCAAAAUCGUUUUUAGACACACAAAUGGUGGCUGGACUUAAAGCGUGACAGAAAAGGGAAGAAGGAAAACUUUCUAAACCUGCCCACUGAAUUGAGAUUGAGUUAUCAGGUUGUGAGAGAGAGCUUGAUGUCUGUUGGUUUCAGAGCCCGACAAAGCUACCUUUGAAUCAGGCCUUGGGGCAGAAACCUUCAAGAUUUUGAAGUGAUAAAUUGUCCCUCAAAGUUUGUUAACCAUUAAGUGCUCAGACUGGUCUGGAGUUCGCUGCCCUCCCUCAAAGAGCCAUUGAUAGUUUCUGUAUUCAGAACUGCCAGUGUGAAAACAAUGAGAUCCAGAAACCCCACAACAACCCGUGUUUUUCAGCCAAUAUUCCUGCUCAACCCUCACACUUGUGAUGCCUCUUUCAUCAACAUAUACCUCAUUUAGAGACUCAAAAUUUCCUAUCCACCCUCACUAGCGCCUCCCUCAUUACAAAAACUUGAACAUUGGUGUCCCCAAAUUAAAGUCACCCCAGACAAUGUCAAAGAGAUGCUUUGAGUAAUUUUCAGGGGAAAGAUUUUCCUAUCUCGAGUCGAGGAGAAAACUGGAUCCAUGUUCACGUGUAACUGCUCCCACGGAGUUGAUAUCUCAUUUUGCAUUAAACUUUAAGCAGGACAGAUUGUUGAAGCUGUGAUAUUUAAGGUUCGACUUUUUAAAAAAAAUCUCAUUACUCUUAAAGUGAAUGCUGCCAUAUCAGAUAAUAACCCGGGAAAGAAAUUCUUCCUUGCCUGUUUUUGCACUGGAAUGCAAUUAGCCAACCAAAUUAUUGUAGCAGUACUGCAAUUAUAAUUAAUUUUCACCCUUUCAAAAAUCUUGUCAAAUCAGGCGGCUAAAUAGCUUAGCAAAUGUAAAACAUGCCAGGCCAUUUUCUCUAAACGGGCUUUAAAGAGUCAGGCCAUGUGUGUCACUCUCCUCAGAAUGUGAACUUAGUUGGGGGCCUCACACUUCUACAGAUAGGUACUUGUCAUUCCAUUGCAGUGGCUUUGCUUCAGGUUGUGGCGAAUAAUGCUAUAGUUUUGCAUAAUUCCAAAUUAGAGAGAGAGAGAGAGAGAGAGAGAGAGAGAGAGAGAGAGAGAGAGAGAGAGAGUGUGUGUGUGUGUGUGUGUGUGUAUCCUGACACUAUGGUUGGGAGAGCCCUUAGGAAGUGGCUGGGAGUGUGUCAGCUAUUACAUGUGCUUGGUUUACUAUGCCUCCACAACUUUGUAUCACGGAGGCAGAACCUGUUCUAGGAUGUUACUGCUAGGUAUCCCCUCUAGUGCCAGCAGGGAGCGUCCUGAAGGCAGCUGGGGACGAUUCUGGGGUUCUGGGCCUGCCCCACUCAGACAAUGACUGGAUGCACCAAGCAGAGGCUCCCUGUGGCUGAGGAGAGAGGCCAAGCCAGGGAGCCCCGCGGGCCAGCAGCAGCCAUCUUGAGCACCUUGGUUUUUGCCCUCCAGAGCGGACCCUGGGCUCCCGUCAUUUCCUGCUGCCAAGUUUUUUCCCUUUCGGUAGGAAAAAGGAGUGAAGAGCUCCUCAGAACCAAAUAUAUUAAAAUUAAAAUACAUUGGGAAGGAACACUGAGCUAAGGUUCUCUUGCUUGAGAAGAAAACCAGUGAGAGAGGGAAGACAAAACCAUACAUUUCUUAUGAAAACAAUAAAAGAGUGCCUCUUCUAACAGUCCCAACCCUUUAAGCUGCACUAUCCUAUUUUUGUAUUUAUGUCCUGUAUGGACUAUUUCUUACUUUGUAGAAAUUAAAACUAUUUUUUAAAUUAUUUUUUGAGACUGUUAUAGAAGAAUUUUGUCAUAUCUCUGGAGAUAGUUGGAAAUGCCCAAAGGUGACUAGGGACUUGAAUUUAGUCAUUGUCAAAAGACCUAUAAAGAUGGAAAUAUUCUGGUGUUUUUUUCUAAAGAAAUAGCCAGGUUUUUAUAUGUGUGAGCAGGAGAUGAGUGUUGUCUGAUGUUUGCUCCGAUGGGACACUUUUUCAACUCUUCUCCAAUGGGGUUAGACAAUGAAAUUUGACUCACUUUUUUUUUUUUUAAUCUCAGAUAACAACACAUGAGAUUGUGAAGGAGUAGAUAAUUUUUUUAAAAACUGCAAUAUUUUGUUAAGAAGAAGGGUGAAAAACCUGUCUGUGGGUAUGAUUUAUUUUUUGUCAUAAACACACUCUAAGAACUGAGCAGAGUUGCCCAGCUCUGCUGUUGUCUCGCCAUGCGUCAUAUUCCUUGUGGCAUGAGAAGACCAUGCUGAGAACCCCAGAGGUGAAUCCAGCAGAUGGUCAGAUGUCUAGAGGCACAAACAUCACCGUUUCCAUCUUGUGAUGUCACGCCAGCAGCAACACCCCUCUCCACUCACCCACCACCUGAGCUUCCGGCCUGCCUCCUGGCUGUUCCUCCAAGCGAUGAGCACCUGGAGCCCCAAGCUUCCAGGGCGUCCCUCCCCCCAACAGUUAUUCUAAUUGAAGAUGAUUCCUUCACAGACAAUUGGAAGCUGGAUUUUUAAAAAUCUAGCAUUUACUUGAAAGAGAAUCGCUCUUAUUUAUUGCCACCAGUUAAAUAUUACGGAAACAUGUCUGCUAACAAUUUGCUUUGUGUAAUUUGUUCUAAUGCUAAUAGGCAACAGCUGGGACACUUCCUGUGGUAAAUUCCUUUGUGGUUACAGUGGUAUGAUCACACAUGGACUUCACCAAAAUGUACUUGAGAAGAAAGCUCAGGCCGGCUCUCUCAGGCUUCAGAAAAUUCCCCUAACUGAGAAGCAGUUCCGGGCAAAAGUACAUUUUUAGAGGAGGAUUUGCUUUUCUUCACUCUCUGCUUUCCCAAGCAGGGCCCCAGAUCUGUGCUCUUAAAAUCCUACAGAAAGAAACUGGGGGUUCUCCUUGCGCUUAGCAUGGAGUUUGAUGCCCCCCAGAGGAAAAGAGCAUGCUGAGCUUAAGAAUGACACCUUCCUCCAGGUCAGCGUGCGAUACCGAAUCCAUAUUGAGAGGAUGGGGCAUGAGAGAAGUGGAGACACAUCCAAGAGCCAAGAGCUGGCUCAACUGCUGAUUAAAUAAUGAUGUGAAAGAGUGUGGGGAUGUCCAAAGGGUCUAAAUAUAUCACUCAGACUUGCUCGAGGCUGCCAGCCCACCAUGCUCUGCUCUGCAGCCCAACCACAUGACCCGAGCCUUAGAGUUGGUUCCAUGCACUAGAUGCUUGUUAUAAAAACCAACACAAAUGUCUUCCAUUGGAGCCUAUUUUGGAACACACUCAAAGCCUUGCUUCUCCAAACAGCUCACUGGGUAUCAUUUUACAGUAAGCAUGUGUGACUGGAGGCUACCUCCAUCAUCAGUGUAGCAUCCUCAAGUCUCAGGAAGGUUCUACCUCCCUAUCCAGUGCUGAAAGCCUUCCCCACAGCUCUGAGAAAUGGCUCUGCCUGACCACUUCCCAUGAGGAGGAGUUCACUCCCAUAGGAAGUGGCUUAUUUCUUUGUUGGAUAGCUCUGGUUGUGAAAAAGUUAUUUCUCAGUGAGACACAGAUGUCUGUGAAUCAGACACAGACGUUUGAGAUGAAGCCAACUCUGCAAUCUUUCUCUUUUUAACAGAGCUUGUCCAGGCAGUAACCACACCUACAAUACAAACUGACAUUGGCAAGUAGAUCCCAGCUCCACUGCAUUAGGAUAGAGGAGCAGACAAUUUAUAUAAAUGUAAAACUCAGAUAGGUCAUGGCCUUCAGAUUCAUCAGCCCUGUCAUGAAAAACUAGCGAAAUUUUUGUGGCCUCAUACACACACAAAAAGGGUGGCCUGGAGAAUUUUCACUGUAAUUGCAAAUCUGGCUGUGGUCACAUAAGCAUGUGAUAAAGUUACAUAAGCUUUCGUGAAUGAAUCUAUAAGACCACACACCUUACAGUUGUUAAACUGUGAAAAAGAUGCUGUGACACAUUGAGGCCCUAUCUCUUCAUUGUACUCAUUGGUGAUAUAAUAAUGAGCUAAGGAAGCUUUAGUUUAGACAAAUGCAAGUUAUGUUUGAUGAUAGAAAAGUAAAUAUGGUCUUUUGUGAUUUAUGAAAGAGUUAUACAGUUUAAGACCCCAAAGCCUGAAUUAGAUUUCGUGCUUAUGUGUGCAUGCAUGAGUAUUUGUUUAAUACAACAAGAACUAGGAAUUGUGGAAGGUUUGAGAAGGGAUUGCAAAGGGAGAUUUUGCUUUCUAGAGCAUUCUUUCUUAUUGAGAAGAUCUAGCAAUGAUUUAGAACUCAAACCCAAAAAAUAUACAUAGCAUAUAGUUUAUGUAGCUUACUUAGAUAAAGUUCUGGAUUAUGGAGCAGAUUCUCUAUGAAAAUAUUUAAAUCUUUGUACUGGGAAAAGUAGCUACUAUCCAGCACCUUGCCUAGUUCCUGCUGUAUAAAGGGCACUUCAUUAAUAUUCAUUGGCUGACUGAAUAAACAAAUGCUUGACUAGUUUCAUAUUUUCUCCAAAAAGCCACUAGUUUUGUUUUUUGGGGUUUUUUAAUCCCAUUAUCUUUCCAAAAGGAGAUUUGCCAAAGGGCCAGACCGAAAGAAGAGCAUGAGGCCUUUCAUUUCCCCUGGUCUCCAAACACUCAAAGGUCAACCUCCAGUCACUGACUUGUGUUUCACUCACAUCUUUCUGUCUUAAGAGCUCACAUGUUGAUUGGCCUAGUGCUCUACUACUAGCAUUAGAGAGUAACAAUUGAUUAUUUACAGCUUUACUUUUUUUUGUUUUUUAGCUGAGCCAUCCUGCCACCUGUUGGCAGCUCAGCGGCUGCUCAGCUCGGGCCG